Messenger RNA from Penicillium angulare, 1041 nucleotides. Its product is annotated as putative mitochondrial carrier protein (Pet8). The coding region runs from base 1 to 1041 and encodes 346 amino acids. Gene Ontology annotation, cellular component: mitochondrial inner membrane. The transcript is spliced from 2 exons. NCBI's taxonomy places the organism in Eukaryota, Fungi, Ascomycota, Eurotiomycetes, Eurotiales, Aspergillaceae. Gene Ontology annotation, molecular function: S-adenosyl-L-methionine transmembrane transporter activity. The record is from RefSeq and is a predicted model, not a curated record.
AUGACCCAACAACCCGAGGGCGAGGCCUUGGUCUCUUCCCUAUGGACAAGAUCCCUCCUCUCCGGCGCAGUGGCAGGUCUAACAGUAGACUGUUCCCUCUACCCACUCGACACCAUCAAAACCCGUCUCCAAAAAGCACGCGACCCCAACGCUCCCAAAGGCCCACGUCUCUCCCUCCGCCAAACAGUCCGCGGCAUAUACGCAGGUCUCCCAUCUGCCCUAUUCGGCUCUGCCCCCUCCGCCGCAUCCUUCUUCAUAGUCUACGACGGCGUAAAGCGCUCUCUCCUACCCCCGAAGGGCUCCACCGAUACCCCAUCCCGGUCACACAUAAUCUUCACGCACUCCCUCGCCUCUUCUCUCGGUGAAGUCGCAGCCUGCGCAGUCCGCGUCCCUACAGAAGUAAUCAAGCAACGUGCCCAGGCCGGUUUAUUCGGUGGCUCUUCCCUCCUCGCUCUAAAGGACAUUUUAUCACUUCGUCAUGCCGCACCACCACCCUUUCCUCCGGCAGCAGGUACAAACGCAACCCUGAUAUCCGGCCCAGUAAAUGUUGUUACCUCUUCAACACCGAAGCGCGGAUACGGCCAGGUAUUCCGAGAACUCUACCGCGGCGCUGGAAUAACCAUUGCGCGCGAGAUUCCAUUCACAGUCAUCCAGUUUACGAUGUGGGAGUCUAUGAAAGAGGCAUAUGGCAAGCGGUAUCUGAAGCCUAUUUCCGGUGCGACGUCUAUUUCUGAGACGCAGAUUCCUGCCUCAACAAGUGCUAUGUUUGGGAGUGUGGCUGGUGCUAUUUCUGCGGGCUUGACUACUCCGUUGGAUGUUAUUAAGACGCGCGUUAUGCUUGCUAGGAGGGGUGAGGUUGGGGCUCCGGUUAGAAUUCGGGAGAUUGUUAGUGGAAUUGCACAGGAGGGGAUGGGUACUUUCUGGCGUGGGAUUGGGCCAAGAGUGGCUUGGAUUGGUAUUGGGGGGUCUGUGUUUUUGGGUAGUUAUCAGUGGGCGUGGAAUAGCUUGGAGCGGAGGAGGGAGUUGAAGGAGCAGGAGUGA